ACGUAGUAUCUAAUCAAACCCUAAUCUAAUCAAACUCCCCAACCAACCAAAGUGUGUUCUCUGUUUCAUUAGCUUCUCUUCAAUGACUAACAACAUCACAACAACUCAAAGGGACCGCCGUAUUCUCUCAUUCCCGGCGGUUCAACCCUGCGAAGGCAUAUCUCCGGCAACCCUCCUCACUUCUCUAUUAUCACUCUCACAAACCAUAUGCAAUUUCCAACCCCAAUCUUUCACCACCCAACGAAGAAACGCCAGAGAAACCACACGCCAAAUUGGCAUCAUUCUCAUCUUCCUCCAAGAACGUGAGUUUCUCAUCCCUGAUUCUUUAGUCCUAUCCUUCUCAGAACUCCACUUCACUCUACAAAAGAUUCACUUCUUGCUACAAGAUUGUUCCCUACAAGGUUCUCGUCUCUUGAUUCUGACCAAGUCUCACACCGUCGCCUCUCAUUUUCGAUCACUCAUUCGCACUGUGGCCACUGUUCUAGACGUGAUUAUGCCUUUGGAGAGGUUUCAAGUUUGCCAUGAAGUGAAGGAGCUAGUUGAGUUGGUAGCCAAGCAAGCGAGAAAAGCAAAAUUCGAUGUCGACCCCAACGAUGAGCGUGCUAGAAGAAUGGUUCAUUCUGUUCUUCACCAGUUCGAGAGAGGAAUCGAACCGGAUGUGAGUUCCAUACGAGAAAUUCUCGACUACCUUGAAAUCAAGACAUGGUUUGAUUGUGACAACGAGAUAAAAUUCCUGGAACAAGAGAUUGUCAAGUCUGAGAGCAGUGAAUUUCACGAGCGAGAGGUUCCGAUUCUGAGUAGCUUGGUGGGGUUGUUAAGCUACUGCAGGGGAGUGAUAUUUGAAACUCUGGAACUGGGUCAGAAUCCAUCAAACACUGACCAAUCUCAAGGUAGGUGCAGCACGGAGAUGAUAACAACAACAUGUUGCGUGAAUCCAGAGGAUUUCCGGUGUCCAAUUUCCCUUGAAUUGAUGACAGACCCGGUGACUGUCUCCACAGGACAAACCUACGACCGUUCCUCCAUUCACAAAUGGCUGAAAGCAGGGAACACUACUUGUCCCAAAACAGGGGAGAGCAUAGCGAAAACAGAGUUAGUCCCCAAUGUCACACUCAAGAGGCUAAUCCAGAAUUUCUGCUCGGAUAACGGAAUUUCGAUUGCGAAAUCGAGUAACCGGAGCCGGGAUAUGACGAAGACCGUCGCGGCGGGUAGUCCGGCCGCGGCGCACGCCGUGCAGUUUCUGACGUGGUUUCUCACUAACAGGCUCGUGUUUGGGACUACAGAGCAGAAGAACAAAGCUGCUUAUGAAAUUCGCGUGCUUGCGAGGUCCAGCAUUUUCAACAGGGCGUGUUUGGUUGAAGUUGGAGCAGUGUCACCACUGCUUGAGCUUUUGAAAAUAGAGGAUGCUCAUGCUAUUGAUAAAUCCACACAAGAGAAUGCAAUUUCUGCUUUGUUGAAACUCACCAAGCACUCGAGUGGACCUGAAAGUGUAAUGGAAAGUGGAGGUUUGAAACCGAUUCUCUCGGUUCUCAAAAAUGGGGUUACCCUCGAAGCAAGGCAAAUUGCAGCUGCUACUGUGUUCUACCUUUCUUCAGUGAAGGAAUACAGAAAAUUGAUUGGGGAAAACCCAGAAGCAAUUCCAGCUUUGGUGGAAUUGAUUCAGGAAGGAACAACCUGCGGAAAAAAGAACGCGGUGGUUGCGAUUUUUGGGCUACUCUUGCAUCCUAGGAACCACCAGAAGGUGCUUGAAGCUGGUGCUGUUCCUGUUCUCCUUGAUGUCUUGGCUUCUUCCGACAAGGAGGAACUCAUCACUGAGUCUCUAGCUGUUCUUGCAGCUCUGGCUGACAAUGUUGAUGGAGCUCUUGCGGUGUUUCGAGCCAAGGCGUUACCGUUGAUCACUAUGAUGCUGCAAUCUGCGGCGACUUCUCGUGCGGGGAAGGAACAUUCAGCUUCUGUGUUGCUGUCACUGUGUGUCAAUGUUGGCGCGGAGGUUGUGGCGGUUCUUGUGAAGGAUCGCACGGUGAUGCCUUUGCUUUAUUCGCUUCUUACUGAUGGAACUUCACAUGCUGCUAAGAAAGCAAGGUUCCUCAUCAGGGUUCUGCAGGAUUUCAAUGAAACUACAACUUCUGGAUUGAAAGGUUGCUCAGUUCCACGGGAACGAUCCCUGCAUCAAGUUUGGUGAAUGAGUUUGCAAUUUCUCCUGUGAAUAUAGAUAUACUUAUUUUUUGUGUAAAUAGUGUAACAUACAUUGGCUAUUUGAGUUGCUAAGUUUGAGAUUUAUGAAAUUAGCUCUCUGCUCUUUUUAUCCCCAGCGAGCUGAUUUCAAUAAGUGAGCUUUAGCUUACACUGGAAAGUUUUGUUCAUAUGUAGUAGAUUAGCAUCUACUUAUGUAUUGAAGUGGUGUGAAAUUAGAUGAUGAAAAAUUGAAAUCAUAUUUCUGGAUUA
Lotus japonicus is the source of this 2442-nucleotide messenger RNA. RefSeq names its product U-box domain-containing protein 19-like. The transcript has a single exon. Gene Ontology annotation, molecular function: protein binding; ubiquitin-protein transferase activity. Lineage: Eukaryota; Viridiplantae; Streptophyta; Magnoliopsida; Fabales; Fabaceae. Gene Ontology annotation, biological process: protein ubiquitination. The record is from RefSeq and is a predicted model, not a curated record. Bases 83 to 2179 code for a protein of 698 amino acids. Gene Ontology annotation, cellular component: cytoplasm; nucleus.